CUCCCGAAGCUUUCUUUCUCGUCCUCGAUCCUGGCAUCCUGCCUACCUCUCGGUGAGGUCCUUACGGAGGCGCCCAGUCGAUUGCUUGGCGUGAGGUUCAUCCCGAGGCACGAGAGAUGGCAGGGGCCUCCGACGACGGUCCCGGGAUGUCGCGGCCACCUUCAGCAUACACGGAGGCUGAAAGCGAUGAAGAGGCCAUCUCCCCCAGCGCCUACAUCAUCACCGGAGAUUCCGGGAGGGAGGACGGGGAACAGAGCACGAGGGUGGUGCUGCCUCCGCCGCCUCCUCGGGAUCCGCGGGCAAUGAACGUCAUGGACGCCUACCGCAUGUUCCUGGAGAGGCAGGAGAGAGAGUUGUCAGUCAACUUGAGGGGCCAGGCGGCGAGAGACUAUGGUCGCGGGUUGCCGGAUGGUGGCUCGGCUGCCGGCGAGGAAAAGGAAGCGUCUUCUCCGUGGAGGUUCGUGAACCUCUCCGAGCUUAUCGUGCCACAGCCCCCCGCCACCCAUCAGCCGACGGUGCGCGCCGGGGUUUGCAGGGCUUGCCGACGCUGGAUAGGGACGAUCCCCCGGGUUCCCUACAGGCACGUCUGCUUCUGCGUGCCCUGCCGCUACAGCCGGUGCGCCAGGAUAUGUUGCUCGGUUUGCGGCGCCGGCCGCCGUUUGCGCCGCCGUUCGUCCAAGGCGCGCGCCACCGGCCGUCCACAAGCAAAGUGGGGCAGUUGAUCAGUUCCCCGUUGCGGAGACGAUGAUGCUACGUAGUUGAUGAUGGCUGGAGACGAUCACCUGAUGAUGGUGUGCUCCGGUUAAUUAGUCUCGCUUCUGAUGUGUUCUUGCAGUGUUUAGCUCGUUGUUUUUUCUUCUCCAGCAAUGUAGGCAAUGCAACUGUUGGUUUUGCUGCACAUUGCCUGUCAGUCAUUGCCAACUUUGGUUUUUCUGCAACUUUUUACAUCUGUGCAAUGGGUUCAGUUCAGAUUACAUGACUGUCCAGCAGGUUAAUUGCUGUUAUCUUU
Hordeum vulgare subsp. vulgare (domesticated barley) is the source of this 1009-nucleotide messenger RNA. RefSeq lists its product as uncharacterized. Lineage: Eukaryota; Viridiplantae; Streptophyta; Magnoliopsida; Poales; Poaceae. The transcript has 3 exons. The record is from RefSeq and is a predicted model, not a curated record. The coding region runs from base 117 to 722 and encodes 201 amino acids.